Messenger RNA from Schizophyllum commune H4-8, 1365 nucleotides. RefSeq lists its product as uncharacterized. The record is from RefSeq and is a predicted model, not a curated record. The transcript has 3 exons. NCBI's taxonomy places the organism in Eukaryota, Fungi, Basidiomycota, Agaricomycetes, Agaricales, Schizophyllaceae. Bases 1 to 1365 code for a protein of 454 amino acids.
AUGAACUUGAACCUCUUAGAGGAUCGCGCUCUAUGCAGGAUCGAAGCCGAUAUAGCGGCUGGUAUUGACGUCGGUCAAGUGAGGGCCUCAGGUCAUAAAAGCGGGCUCGUACGGGCCGGUGGAUAUUUGAGAUCGCGCAAACCCUUAAAUCAAGACCUUCCACGCUACUUCACUCGGCCAGCGAAGCCAUAUAUCAACAAGCUCCCGAACGAACUUCUAUGCGAGAUCAUCUCGAUGUGUGGUGAUCCAAACGCCACUUUCGACUACCCACGCGAUUCUCGCAUGCAUAGCAACGACAGUACACCUCGUCAUACCUUCAGUUGGGCGGCAAUGGUGACAGGUUAUGUCUGUUCUCGCUGGCUUCGUGUCACGCGCGGAUCCCCUACUCUAUGGACGCUCGUGGACCUGAUGUUCCUGCAACGGCGCCAUGUUGUGGUCAUGAGAUGCUGCCUGCGCUACUCCGCUGGUUUACCUCUGACACUGCGCCUGGUAGAGACGUCUACGGCAGGCACGACCAUCCAUGUGACCCGCCGUAUCAUGAAUGCCGUGGCCGACAACGCAGGGCGCUGGAAGGAAAUUUCGCUAUUCCUGGAUAGCGCACUCGGUGUGCUGGAUGCAAUGACGGCUCUGCCUGCGAACUCCUUUGCUUCGCUGGAAAGAGCGAAGCUAUACUUUCGGGAAUGUGGCCAUCGGCCUCACAGACUCGAUAACAGACUGUGGAAGCUAAUUUAUGGCUCGCCCAGCCUCCGACGGCUCGAAUGGUGGUCCGAUCCUUUUGACCUUCUCUCCGCCUCAAGUGCACCUCUCGGUCAGCUCACACACGUCGGCGUCAAGCACCUCCAGCCCAAACAUCUCAUCCCUCUUCUUCAACUCUGUCCUCAACUCGAGAUUUUCCAGGCCACGAUUGAGCCCGCUAUCGAGGAUUUGCGUAUCCCAGCCUCCGAAUUACUUCCAUCCGGCACCGCACCAAUAACUCUGAAGAAUUUGCGUGUGCUGAUGCUGAACGGAUUGGAGGACUACAGCCGCUUAUACGCGUGCCUCAACGUACCCGCCCUGCGUCGCCUUGAUUUGCACGGAUCAGGCGUUCAGGCGGGCGCAAUGAAGGACAUGCUCAGGAGAUCCAAAGCCAAACUACGUAUGCUUACUCUGUUUUGGACGGUUGUAGGAUGGAUGGACGAUAUCAAGGACCUGCUGCGCUCCACCGAGAUGCAGAGCCUUGCGAUACUUCGCUACGAUCCCUGCACCGGCGUCCGGCAGACCCGCAUGUCAGAGACGACCAACUUGCAUCCCUUCGUGCCGUCCCAUGUCGAGGUCUUUACUUCGCAUUUCAAAGUAGCUGAAGACGCAUACAAGGAGACAAACUGA